GGGCCCCCGGAGGCGCGCAGGAUGUCCCGCGAGGAGGGGCCGACGCUGCAGAGGCCCCGCUACGGCUCCAUCGUGGAUGAUGAGCGACUGUCCGCAGAGGAGAUGGAUGAGAGACGGCGACAGAACAUCGCCUACGAAUACUUGUGCCACCUGGAGGAAGCCAAGAGGUGGAUGGAGGUCUGCCUGGUGGAGGAGCUGCCGCCGACCACGGAGCUGGAGGAGGGGCUCCGCAAUGGUGUGUACCUCGCCAAGCUAGCCAGGUUCUUCGCCCCAAAGUUGGUGUCAGACAAGAAGAUCUAUGACGUGGAGCAGACGCGCUACAAGACAUCCGGCCUGCAUUUCCGACACACAGACAACACAGUGCAGUGGCUGCGAGCCAUGGAGUCCAUCGGUCUGCCCAAGAUAUUUUAUCCAGAAACCACCGAUGUCUACGAUCGGAAGAACAUUCCGAGGAUGAUAUACUGCAUCCAUGCACUGAGCCUCUAUCUGUUCAAGCUGGGAAUCGCCCCUCAGAUCCAAGACCUGCUGGGCAAGGUGGACUUCACAGAGGAGGAAAUCAGCAACAUGAGGAAAGAGCUGGAGAAGUACGGGAUCCAGAUGCCGGCGUUCAGCAAGAUCGGCGGCAUCCUGGCCAGCGAGCUGUCAGUGGACGAAGCUGCCUUGCAUGCCGCUGUUAUCGCCAUCAACGAAGCUGUGGAGAAGGGUGUGGCAGAGCAGACGCUGGGAACACUGAGGAACCCCAAUGCAGUGCUAAGUGCCGUGGACGACGGGCUCGCCCAGGAGUACCAGGAGGAGCUGUGGGGAGCCAAGAGGAGGAAGGAGGGUGCCUCAAGACUGAAGAACAGCUCUGUGGCCGAAGAGGAGAGAGAUGCGUAUGAGGAGCUGCUGACGCAAGCAGAGAUACAGGGCAGCAUCAACAGCGUCAACAGACUAGCUGCUGUGGACCGGAUCAACACUGCCAUUCGGGAGGGUGACCCUGAGCUCACGCUGCUUGCCCUGAUGAAGCCGGAGGCCCAGCUGCCCACUGUGUACCGCUUUGCUGCUGCUCUGUAUCAAAGCGAGCUCUUCACCCUGCAGGAACAGAGUGACACGAAGCACCUGGCACAUGAGGAACUCUCGAUUGCUGUGGAGAUGCUGUCUGCUGUGGUGCUGCUGAACCAGGCCUUGGCGAGCGGGGACCUGGAGUCUGUGCAAAGCCAGCUGCGCAGCCCCGCAACUGGUUUCAGCAACCUGGACAAGGCACAUGUGGAGCGGUACGCGCGUGAGCUACUCACCGCCAAGCUGGAGGCCGCGUCCCAGGGGCAAGAGAGCUUGAGCUGGAAUGAAAUGCAGAAUUGCAUCGACACAGUCAAUGCCCAGAUUGAAGAAGAAAACGAGUUGGUGGUGGCCAUGGGCUAUAUCAAUGAGGCCAUCGACCAGGGAAACCCCCUGAAGACCCUGGAUGCGCUGUUGCUGCCAACUGCCAAGAUCCGAAACGUGGACCCAGCUCACGCCCAGCACUACCAGGAUGUGCUGUCCCAGGCCAAGUUGCGGAAGCUCAGGGAUGCCGAGAGCACAUCCAAGGCGCUGUGGCUUGAUGAGAUCCAGCAAGCCGUCGAUGAGGCCAACAUGGACCAGGACCAAGCCAAGCAGUGGGUGACACUGGUGGUUGACGUCAACCAGUGUUUGGAAGGGGUGAAGUCCAGCAACAUUUUGUCCAUCUUGAAGUCCAGCUCGUGUUACCCGAAUGACAUCCUCCCUGAGUGUGCCGACAGCUACCAUGAUGCCCUCCUGACGGAGAAGCAACGCAAGUCUGAGAGGGCAUCUGGUGAAGAGGGACCGUGGCUGCGAUUCACUGUGAAGGAAAAUCAUGAUUACUACUACAAUGUGGAGUCAGGAGAGGGCGUCUGGGUCCCGCCCGAGCCCUGCCUGACCAAGGAAUCCUGGCUCAUGGAGCAGGAAAUCGAGGACACCGUCGAGAGGGUCACGCGAAAGUACAUCCGUGAGCAGAUGUGGUCGGCAUCCCAGGAUUCUCUCCUUCGCUUUCAGAGCAUGCGGCUCGGACCCGCCCUUAGGGAGGAGUUCGAAGCUAGGAAAUCAUUCUUGCAUGGCCAGGAAGAGAAUGUGGUCAAGAUCCAGGCCUUCUGGAAGGGACAGAAGCAGCGCCAGGCGUACCAGCAGAAGCGGAAGACGUUCGCUGCAAGCGUUUCUGAAAUUGUGAAGAUCCAGUCCUGGUUCCGCAUGGUGGCGGCAAGGAAGCGGUACCUGUCACGGCUGAGCCACUUCAGAGAUCAUACACCCGAGAUUGUGAAGAUACAGUCGCUGUUGAGAGCCAGUCGCGCCCGGGGCGACUACAAAACACUGGUGGGCUCAGAGAACCCACCGUUGAAGGUCAUCAGCAAGUUUGUCCACCUGCUAGACCAGAGUGACCUGGACUUCCAGGAGGAGCUGGAGGUGGCACGGCUGCGAGAAGAGGUGGUGACCAAGAUUAGGGCCAACCAGCAGCUGGAGAAGGACCUCAACCUGAUGGACAUCAAGAUUGGGCUCCUGGUGAAGAACAGGAUCACACUGGAGGAUGUCAUUUCCCACAGAACGAAGCUGAAUAAGAAGAAAGGAGGCGAGAUGGAGCUCUCCAACAGCCUGGACAAUCAUGGCAUUAAGAGCCUGAGUAAGGAGAGAAGGAAAAUCCUGGAAGCCUAUCAACAGCUGUUCUACCUCCUGCAGACCAACCCCUCAUACCUGGCCAAGCUGAUCUUCCAGAUGCCGCAAAACAAGUCCACGCGGUUCAUGGACACCGUGGUCUUCACGCUGUACAACUAUGCCUCCAACCAGCGGGAGGAGUACCUGCUGCUGAAGCUCUUCCAGACAGCACUGGAGGAAGAGGUCAGAUCCAAGGUGGACCAGCUACAGGAAAUUGUCACAGGAAACCCCACAGUCAUCAAGAUGGUUGUGAGCUUCAACCGGGGCGCCAGAGGGCAGAGCUCACUGCGGCAGCUGCUGGCACCUGUGGUGAAGGAGAUCCUUGAGGACAAGGCCCUGGUCAUCAACACCAGCCCCGUGGAGGUGUACAAGGCCUGGGUGAACCAGCUGGAGACGCAGACCGGGGAGGCCAGCAAGCUGCCCUACGACGUGACUACUGAGCAGGCGCUCACUCACCCUGAAGUGCAGGCCAAGCUGGAGGCAUCCAUCGAGAGCCUGCGCCGGGUCACAGACCGUGUCCUCAGCUCCAUCAUCUCCUCCCUUGACCUCCUGCCUUAUGGAUUGAGGUAUGUAGCCAAAGUGCUGAAGAGUUCCCUGCAUGAGAAAUUUCCCGAUGCCACGGAGGAGGAGCUACUGAAGAUUGUGGGAAACCUGCUCUACUACCGCUACAUGAACCCUGCCAUUGUGGCUCCCGAUGGCUUUGAUAUCAUCGACAUGACUGCCGGGGGCCAGAUCAGCCCUGACCAGCGCCGGAACCUGGGCUCGGUGGCCAAGGUGCUGCAGCAUGCGGCCUCCAACAAGCUGUUUGAAGGGGAGAAUGAGCACCUCUCAUCCAUGAACAACUAUCUGUCAGAGACGUACCAGCAGUUCAGGAACUACUUCAAGGAGGCCUGUGAUGUCCCUGAGCCAGAAGACAAGUUUAACAUGGACAAGUACACAGAUGUGGUGAUGGUCAGCAAGCCAGUCAUCUACAUUUCCAUUGAAGAGAUCAUCAACACGCACUCGCUCCUGCUGCAGCACCUGCCUGCCAUCGCCCCUGAGAAGAACGAUUCCCUGAGUGAGCUGCUGGCAUCACUGGGGGAGGUGCCCACUGUGGAGUCCUUCCUGGGGGAGGGAUCCAUGGACCCCAACGACCCCAACAGGGAGAGCACUCUGAGCCAGCUUUCCAAGACUGAGAUUUCCCUCUCCCUGACGAGCAAGUACGACGUAGGCAAUGGUGAAGCUGUGGAUAGUCGGAGUCUCCUGAUACGGACCAAGAAGCUGAUUGUGGACGUGGUCCGAAACCAGCCUGGGAGCACCCUGACGGAAAUCCUGGAAACGCCAGCCACCGAGCAGCAGGAGCAGGACCACACUGCAGAUGUGGCGAGCCGUGCAGCCGCGGCCUCCAGGACCACAGGUGACCAGGGGCAGAGCCAGCCAUUGGUGGAGGAUGCUCAGCUGCCCCUGGAGCAGAAGAAGCGCAAGAUCCAGAGGAACCUGCGGACACUGGAGCAGAGCGGACUCGUCUCCUCCGCCAACAAAUACCAGGACAUUCUCAACGAGAUUGCCAAGGAUAUUCGAAACCAGAGAGUCUACCGCAAACUCCGGAAAGCUGAGCUGGCCAAGCUACAGCAGACCCUGCUCGCCCUGAACAAGAAGGCAGCCUUCUACGAGGAACAGAUCAAUUACUAUGACACCUACAUCAAGGCCUGCCUGGACAACCUGAACAGGAAAAACUCCCGGAGAUCGAUCAAGCUGGACAACAAGGAAGAGGCACGAGGAGCCAGGAGGGCAAAGCCUGUGCGGUACACAGCGGCACGGCUGCACGAGAAGGGUGUCCUGCUGGGGAUUGACGACCUGCAGCCCAGCCAGUUCAAGAAUGUCUUGUUUGACAUCAUUGCCACUGAGGAUGUGGGCAUCUUUGACGUCAGGUCCAAGUUUCUUGGUGUGGAGAUGGAGAAGGUACAGCUCAACAUCCAGGACCUGCUCCAGAUGCAAUAUGAGGGCGUGGCUGUGAUGAAGAUGUUCGACAAAGUCAAGGUCAACGUUAACCUCCUCAUCUAUUUGCUCAACAAGAAGUUCUAUGGGAAGUGAGGCCCCACCAACCCUCAGAAAGAAAUGCGUUGAGUAUUUUUUUUAAAACACGAUCAAAAUCACAGCUUAGGAACUUGUGAUUUUUUUUUUUUUUCAAAGACCAAAACUGUCCUGGAGAAUGCACCGUGUGCCUUCUGAAGAAAUCUGCAUUGCUGCAUGGGAAUGCCAAGUGAGGCAGUGGGUGGUGUCCACGGGUGGUGGAAGGCCUCGGGGCUCCCCAGCAGCACCCACAGGGCUUCACAGAGGGGACAUACAGCCCACACCGGGCCACGUGGGAGCCUGACCUCCUGGGAGAAAUUUUAAAACAUCCUUCUCAAGUCCCACAGUUCUUCAUGGAUUCUUUUUCCUGAUCUGUGAAGAAACAGAAAUCUAAUUAUUUGUAAUGAAUUAUUUAGACAGUUCUAAGCUCUGUCUUCUGGGAAUCUGAUUUCAAAGAAAUUUUGUGCAAUUCAAAAUAGGGUUUUGUAAGUGAUUGAACGUGACUGCACAGUGAUUGGUGCCUGAAGAGGAAAGACCACUGCUGCCUUGAGUGGAGGUGCUGGGCUCUGCCUGGAGGACUCAGGGCUGGGGAGAGCCCACAGCCUGCCCCCGCAGCUUGAAGGGACACUCCAGCUGUAAUGCUGUAAAAUCAGACUGGGAGGUUUUAAAUGUAUUCUCUGCAAAUGGUUUCACAUAAAAUAAAUGUUACUUAAUCAUA
This is a messenger RNA of Ochotona curzoniae (black-lipped pika), 5449 nucleotides long. RefSeq names its product IQ motif containing GTPase activating protein 2 (gene IQGAP2). Gene Ontology annotation, cellular component: cytoplasm. The coding region runs from base 22 to 4752 and encodes 1576 amino acids. Gene Ontology annotation, biological process: regulation of GTPase activity; regulation of actin cytoskeleton organization. Gene Ontology annotation, molecular function: calmodulin binding; GTPase activator activity; actin filament binding. The transcript has 36 exons. The record is from RefSeq and is a predicted model, not a curated record. Lineage: Eukaryota; Metazoa; Chordata; Mammalia; Lagomorpha; Ochotonidae.